CCCCCCUCUCGUCGUAGCCCUCCCUCUCCAAUAUUGCCACCGUGCUCAGAGUAUUGCCGCCUGACCUCCUUCUGCAGCGCCAGUCGCAGCACCUCCGUCGGGGCGCGUUCCGCAAUGGCCGCCGCCGCGCCUCCCCCGCACCACUCGGAGGAGUCGCCCCUCUUCUUCGUGCCGAAGAGGCUGGACCUCGAGGUGCGCUCUCGGGAUCGCGUCAGCGCGGCCGCCCCGAUGUUCUGGGACGUGCCGGGCGAGCACGGCAGCGGUCUCCUGGACGAGCUGGACUCGCUGGACUCGCUGGACGUGCCUGCGGCCUCCUGGACGUGCCUGCGGGAGGCGGCCGGGCUGGGCGAGAUGGAUUCGGACGCAUCCAGCACCGUGGAGGCCUGCACUCCAGAUGCCGCCGCCUUCUCGACGGAUGGCGAGUCGAAGGACGCCGAGGCCAACUCGCAGGAUGGCUGUGCGCACGACGGCUCGAACCAGAGCGCGGGCGUGCUCAUGGGGAUCUUCCUCGUUCCGUGUAUGCAGGAGGCCUGGGCUGGUGGCUCACCGCCGACGACGGGAUGGAGCUUGGGAAGCGAGCCCCGCCCCACCUCUCUGACGCUGGUGAACGUACCAGCACACUACACUGAGAAUAUGCUGAAGUGGACGCUCGACGCUUUGGGGUUGCUCUCGCGGUGCGACUUCGUGUACCUGCCGCGCGUGCAGGCGGUCGGAGACGCGCUGACCCUGAACAUGGGGCACGCCCUCCUGAACUUCGUCACUCCUGAUGACGCAGAUCUCGCACGCGAUCUCCUCUCUGGCCACGCUUGGGACAGCGGCCUAGGGCACGGAUGCAAGCAUACUCCAGCAGCGGUCGUGGACGCCGCGCCCCAGGGGUACCAGGACUGUACGAACUACGUCCAGUUCCUCACUUGGGGCUUGUCCAGCAACAACAGCAUGCUGGAUUGGCUGGACGUUCCCGCCCUCAGAACGGAUUCGCAGGUACUGCAAGUCGGUUGAGAUCCGCUUCGCUGAGCUCAUCUUCGCACGUGCUCAUGGAUCCCACCUGGCUCACAGGACCUUGGUCUGUAAGCUGCACUGUGUACGUAGCGCAGCAGAGAGGGUCAGGGGACCCACUCUCUGCCAAGGGAAUCAGUGACAGCCCGAGAGGGUGGUGCCCAUGGCCACAGCGAGGUGGGGCGAGCCAUGUUCGUGAGGGUGCGGAGGCAGGGCGCGGAAGGGCGACGACGGCGAUGGGGAGGCCUUGCCGAACAGCUGCGAAGGGGCACGGCAACGCACUCGUGUUGCCGUCGUGCUUGCCGGGGGCGGACGUCGGGGGCCCUCCUGCACCGUGAUCCUUUUCUUCGGCUGGCUUUAGGGCCCGCUCUGCCUGUGGCCGUGUGGGCUCUUGCGGCGCGGGCAGCUGGCUCGCAUGCUCGUGUGCGGGCGGGCGGGAAUAGCUCGUCCCCCCUCUCUUGUUCCUAUGCUUCUUCGCCUCCUUCUCCGCUCCUUCCUCCUUAUCCUCCUGUCCCCCCUCCUCGUCGUCCUCCUCCUUUCCCCCAUUCUCCUCGUUUCUUUUCCGAGCAGCUUGGAACGUGCGCAUACGGGGAGAAACGUGCAUGGCGUAGGCACAAGGAAAAGGACAGUUCACGGCGCGCGGGGCCUUCAAACACACCCUGCUGAACAGCCCCACUCGCGUGCACAAGAGCAUGGUCGUGGGUGCGAUGAAGCAUAGAAAUGGACUGGUGCGACGGGCAACGAACGUCGUUCAAGCUUUCUUUGAGCUGAUGGACACACCUGCAUCACAGCCGUGUGGACUCUCAUCAGCUCAGCAGUGCGCAACUAGGGCCACGUACCCGCCUGGUGAAGACCGCGCGUAGACAUCACCCCUCGGCACAACGCAGGUUGUGGAAAGAUUCAUCUCAACGCGCUGAUUUUUGCAGUGAUCUCUGGGUGCACUGAACCUGUGGAGCACGUUAGUGUACCCACGUGCUUGCAUUGGGAUGUCGCAGCCAGCUGGCGCUGCACGCCACGAGCCUCGAAGUGAACGAGGCCCCCAGCUUCGCAGAACAGCUGCCGCUGCGUCUCGACAGAACCAGGGCCAACGAACCAGAAGAAUGCUUCUGUCUUGCCUCGCUUGAAAUUAACGAGCUGUGCACACCUCAAGAACACGUCCUCGAAUAUUGUGGCCCUCAUCCUUCCUCUC
This is a messenger RNA of Prorocentrum cordatum, 2185 nucleotides long. NCBI's taxonomy places the organism in Eukaryota, Dinophyceae, Prorocentrales, Prorocentraceae. The record is from the annotation of a GenBank genome assembly.